AGGCGGGCGGAGGACAUGUUGUCUCCGCGGCGGAAAGGGCGCAGCGGCCGCUCCCCGCCAGCCCCCGAGAAGAGCCAGCGAGCCCCGGCGGCCCGGGAGACCGGCGGCGGCCACGCCAUGGAGGAGAGCAGCGGAUUUCGGCUGUCGGCCGAGUGCCUGGACGAGCCGCCCAACAGCCGCGUCUUCGUGGUGCUGGGCAAGGACACCGGGGAGGCGCUGAUCCGGGAGCGCUUCUCCCCGUUCGGGGACAUCCAGAACAUCUGGCUCUUGCGGGACAAGCGCACCAACGAGUCCCGCGGCAUCGCCUUCAUCAAGUUCGCCCGCAGCUCGCAGGCCUGCCGGGCCAUGGAGGAGAUGCACGGCCGCAGCCUGAUCCCCGACACCAAGCCCAUCAAGGUAUUUAUUGCACAGUCAAGGGCUUCUGGAAGCCACCGAGAUGUUGAAGAUGAGGAGCUUACACGUAUCUUUGUUAUGAUACCAAAGUCCUAUACAGAGGAAGAUCUGAGAGAGAAGUUUAAGAUGUAUGGAGACAUUGAAUAUUGCAGCAUUAUUAAAAACAAGACUACUGGAGAAAGUAAAGGUUUGGGCUAUGUGAGGUAUUUAAAACCAUCACAAGCUGCCCGAGCAAUUGAAGAGUGUGAUCGAAGCUACCGGGCUAUUUUGGCUGAACCUAAAAAUAAGUCAUCAGAGUCUUUUGAACAUGAAUACUAUAGUAAUAACACAAGACAAGAACCAAGAGGAAAUGCAUUUCCAUUUUGUGGGCAGCCGGAAUUUUGUAGUUUUGAAAAAAACGAGAGCCGAAUUCAGGAGUCAGUCUCCAAACGUCUGUCAGUGGUAUCACGGCUUCCUUUUGUCCAAGAGCAACUGUUUGCCCUCUUUGAUCUAGUCCCAGGACUAGAGUAUUGUGAUGUUCAGCGAGAUCCUCAUACUAAUAACGGGUACGCUGUGAUUCAGUACAGUACUGCUGCAUCAGCUAUUUAUGCCAAGUAUAAACUACAUGGUUUUGAGUAUCCUCCUGGAAACAGAUUAACUGUCAUUUUUCUAGAAGAUGGGAACGAUAGUUCAGACCUCAUCAGAAAAAUGGCAACACAGCUGGUAACAGCACACGUGUCCUCAGUGUUGCGGAAUAACAAUCCAAUUGUUCAGCAGUAUAGGACACCUCCUCAGGCUUUUGGAGGAACCUCUGGAUCACAAUUACUUCAACCCCAAACUGAUGCCAUACUUCCACCACACAAAAAAAAAGUUCCACCUGACACUUCUGUAAAAGAAAGGCUUUUCAUACUUUUUCAUCCCCAUCCUUUACCUGUGAAUGUAUUGGAGGAUGUUUUCUGUCGUUUUGGCCACUUGAUAAAAGUUUACCUUGUGGCUGGAAAAAAUGUGGGCUAUGCAAAAUUUGCAGACAGAGCAAGUGCCAGUGAUGCCAUAACUGCGUUACACGGCAAGAUUGUGAAUGGUGUCAGGCUUAAAGUAAGGUUGGCAGACUCGCCUACGGAGGAAUCUAACAAACGUCAGAGAACUUACUAAGUAGAAACUAAAUAAUGACAUGACCCUCAGCUGACUGACUGACUGACUGAAAACGUGACUAGACAUGGUUCCUGUGGACAGUGACUCUUUUUUAAUUGUUAAGAAAAUAGAUCUUUCUAUAUAUAUGUACAUAUAUAUAUAUAUACACAUGGUACUUUGUUUUCAAAAAUACGGCCAUGCACCUAUUUAAAAACAAACAAACAAAAAACCCCUGUCAAGCCAUCUAAAAUUGUAUGCUGAUGGUUGUUCUUGUAGUAGCCUGUCAUCUUGUAUUACAGAAAUAUAUCUCUUGUGUUUAAUUAAAUUCCUCCUCUAAGAGGGAAAGUACAAUGAUGGGAGGGGGGGGAUAAAGGAGUCAGCAUUUUGGGGCUUGUUAAUUGAUAAUGAUUCAGAUUAUGACUACUAAAAUAGAAGGCACUUCCAAUGGCCAGAAUUUCAUUGAAGUAUAUCAGUAAAUUAAAAUAAAAUAACUUUCAAAAACUACUAGCAAGUCUGUCAGUAUUAAGUCAAAUUCAAGAGAACAGCUGUACUCAUAAAAAUGAUUCAAGUGUGCUCUUAAA
Molecule: messenger RNA, 2084 nt
Organism: Oxyura jamaicensis (ruddy duck)
Lineage: Eukaryota; Metazoa; Chordata; Aves; Anseriformes; Anatidae
Gene: RBM45
Product: RNA binding motif protein 45
Exons: 10
Coding region: 16-1524 (502 amino acids)
Molecular function (GO): RNA binding
Source: RefSeq, a predicted model, not a curated record